AUGGAGCCCGUCAUACUAUCUAUGGAGGUCGGCGACGACGAUUCUUGGGAUAGCUACUACCGACUACGCAUCGGAUCGCAGGUCAAAUACCUCGCCAUCUCCCCAGGGACAUUUGACCCAGACACGUGA
Messenger RNA from Verticillium alfalfae VaMs.102, 129 nucleotides. RefSeq lists its product as hypothetical. The transcript has a single exon. NCBI's taxonomy places the organism in Eukaryota, Fungi, Ascomycota, Sordariomycetes, Glomerellales, Plectosphaerellaceae. The record is from RefSeq and is a predicted model, not a curated record. Bases 1 to 129 code for a protein of 42 amino acids.